CCAUUCGGCGCGGUCACAUUGGUUAGUAAUAGUUAUGGAUAUUAAGCAUAAUUAAUCCUGAACGCCGACGCCCACAAAUCCGUACCGCCCGUCCUUCCAGCGCUGCAACAUAAAUCCCCGGAAACUGGCUAACUGGAAAGUUGGAGACACCCAAGAAACCGGAGAUAAAAUCAACAGACAACAAGAGCCCCAGUCUCUGUGUGUGUGUGUGGGUGUGCUUGUGUGUCUGCUGUGUGUGCGUGUGCAGUUGCUGUCUGUGUGCAACUGCGAGUGUGUGCGUAGAAGAGAGCGAGGGAGUCGAGCUUUGCAAAUAUUCGCCAGCCAAUUUCCAAUUUUCGGCAUUUAAUCGCAGUCUUAUCCGCCAGAAAGCCAUUUAUUUCGCUUUGCAACCGAACCAUAGAACAUGCUGCUCGAUUUCUCUUUAAAAAUCCGCUGAUAAACGGCCAAGAGGAAGUAACAACAACAGUGUGGAGCCGAAAAAAAAAAGUUAAUCAAAGGAAAUUAAAUAACAAGGCGACGGCAACAACACUUACAUAAAUUAACUCGCAACGCAACAACACUAAUAACAAUAGCUUAUCACACAGCAACAACAACAUCAGACAGCAGCCACAACAACAACAAAAACAACGAGGCAGCAGCCAGAAAGAACAACAGUUUAUCUCCAAUAUACAGCCGGCUGCACGAGAGCAAGCGGGAGAGAGAUAGCGCGAGGGAGCGAGCGAGCGAGAGAAGGGUGUGCGUGUUAGUGUGUGGGAGCAGGCAGCAAAAAAAAAAGAAAAAAAAAUAAAAACAACAAAAUAUACUUUUACAUUGUUCGACGCGCCUAACUGUAAAUAUAAAAGCACUUGCAAAAACAAGGAGAGAAAAAAUUGGAAAAAAUGGCACGCGGCUUCGAUCAUCUGUUCAAGCUGCUAAUAAUCGGCGAUAGCGGCGUGGGCAAGUCGUCGCUGCUCAUCCGGUUCUCGGACGACACUUUCUCGGGCAGUUACAUCACCACCAUCGGCGUGGACUUCAAGAUCCGCACCGUGGAUAUCGAGGGCAUGCGCGUAAAGCUGCAGAUUUGGGACACGGCCGGGCAGGAGCGCUUCCGGACGAUCACCAGCACCUACUACCGCGGCACCCACGGCGUCAUCGUUGUCUACGAUGUGACGAACGGAGAUUCAUUCGCGAAUGUACGCCGCUGGCUGGAGGAGAUCCAGAACAAUUGCGAUGUGGUUAAAAAAGUAUUAGUGGGCAACAAGAACGAUGAUCCGGACAGGAAGGUGGUCAUCACCGAGGACGCGCAGCGGUUCGCGAAACAAAUGGACAUCGAGCUGUACGAGACAUCUGCCAAAGACAACAUCAACGUGGAGAACAUGUUCUUGUCGAUCACGCGGCAGGUGCUCGACCACAAGCUGCGCACCUCCCCCAACGAGCAGCAGAAGGACACGCUCCACCUGAAGCCCAAUCCCAAGGGCACCAAGGGUGGGAAGUGCUGCAGGUGAAAGCGGCUCCGGCACGGGAGCUGGCAUUGUGACUGGAUCGACGGCGACGGCGGCGGGUCGGGGAUCGGAACCGGAUUAAGGACCAGGACCUGGAUCAACUCCGGGGGCGGAUGGAAUCGUUGUGGGGGCGCGUAGUUUGUAGGGUUCUUGGCGUACGAUACGGCACACACACUCACUCACAUAGACAUAGCUUACACCAACAAACAAACAAACAACACAAUACAACAACACUCACACCCACUAGAGACAACAACUUUUUUUUGUUUUGUUUAUUUCCUCCUGUGUUUUUUAUUCGGAAUAAUGCCAGAUAGCCGUAAAUUAAAGUGUAAAAGUGUAAAGCGCAAUUAAAUGUAUUUAGCAAUUUAUAUACAUAUUAAUAUAUACAUAAACAAAAUUUAAACAAAUCGCAUAUUUAUAUACAAGAAUAUAUUUAUAUUUCAAACGGAAAUUUGUAUUUACAAUUACAAAAGCGACAGCAAGAAAAUGUAUAAGGUCGAAAAUUUAUCGAACGCUAAAUGUACGUACAUUUCUAUGUAUACAUGUAGGGGAGGUAAAAAAAGCAAAUUAUUGGCUUCCGAUCGCGAUUCUUAACUCCAUACUAAUAUAUUUUUAAAACCAAAUAACGGAAGUCUCUAAAACACCACGACAAUUUAAUGGCCAAAUACGUAUUUUAAAUAAUUUUUUCAUAAAUUUACAAUAACAUGUUUUUUACAUAUUGAGUUUAACUUCCAGAAAUCUAGAAUCUCCAUUUAACUUGGUUGAAAUAAUGAUUCAAGAACAUUUAUGUUAUUCCCAAAAACUGCCUUACUUUGUUAAGAUUUAGUUUGAUAUUAUAACUGCCAUUCCAUAAUUGGAAAUACUGGGUUAACUGAACUGUUGGACAUUUUUUUAUGCACUCUUAUCAAUAGCCUACAAAUCUCAAAAUUUGUCAUUAAAUAUCACUUCCGGUGAACCUUUUUUCGCA
This is a messenger RNA of Drosophila subpulchrella, 2448 nucleotides long. It is a transcript of the gene Rab35, whose product is annotated as ras-related protein Rab-35. NCBI's taxonomy places the organism in Eukaryota, Metazoa, Arthropoda, Insecta, Diptera, Drosophilidae. The transcript is spliced from 3 exons. Gene Ontology annotation, biological process: Rab protein signal transduction; endocytic recycling. Bases 879 to 1484 code for a protein of 201 amino acids. The record is from RefSeq and is a predicted model, not a curated record. Gene Ontology annotation, molecular function: GTP binding; GTPase activity. Gene Ontology annotation, cellular component: plasma membrane; endosome membrane.